This is a messenger RNA of Miscanthus lutarioriparius, 2304 nucleotides long. Lineage: Eukaryota; Viridiplantae; Streptophyta; Magnoliopsida; Poales; Poaceae. The record is from the annotation of a GenBank genome assembly.
AUGGAGCCGAGGGUUCCUUGCGGCGACGGAGGCCCCGAGCUGAGGGCCGCGAGAAGGCAUCGACAGGAGGGCGAGCAAAUCCACGUCCUCGAUCCGCGAAUCCUAGAGCCUCAGCGACAGAGGUCGAAUCCAUUCAGGAACAUCUUUCAUCUAUUAACUCAACGAGAGGUCUCACCUCGAACGAAACACCACGCCAAAAGAAUAUGGAAUAAGUCUCCAAAAUAUGAUCCUGAUUUAAUUGAGUUAAGGUUUGCCGAUGCAGAUGCUAAACUUGAUAUUUUUUCUUGGGCAGAAUCAAAGUCCCUGCAUCGCUGGACUGCCAAGUAUUGCCCUCUUUUGCCACCUCCUAGGUCAACUAUUGCAGCUGCUUUCAGUCCAGAUGGAAAAACACUUGCGUCACACAAUCGGCCAAUUGCGUCCAUUGCAUUUCAUGGAAGAGGGGAGAUUCUGGCAGUUGCAUCAGGUCACAAAUUGUACAUAUGGAACUACAAUAAGAGAGAUGACGCUUCUUUCCCUGCCAUCAUACUAAAAACCCGCCGUUCGUUGAGAGCUGUGCAUUUUCACCCGCAUGGGGCUCCAUAUCUUCUGACAGCAGAGGUUAAUAAUAUAGAGUCUGCAGACUCACCCCUGACUCUGGCAAGAUCCUCUGGAUAUUCAAAUUACCCUUCAGCCCUGCUGGUGACAAACACUAAUUCUAGGUUCUGUCCACUUCCUGAGCCCAAUGUGAUGUCACCUUGCUUACUGUGGCCUGCGUACCUCAGAGAUGAUGGAAUUUUACAUGUGCUUGGCAAUGACAGUAGUUCAACCAUUGUGCAGCAGAGAUCAUCAUUAGUUCAACCUUCCACAUCAGAUACUGCAAAUGUACAGCUUGAACAGUUUGCUACCCCUAUGGAUGUAUGUCCUGGAGAGCCAACUUCAUCUAAUGACAUAUCAGAUGCAGUCACUGUGCCUACUUCAAAUGGAAUUGAAAUGCAUGGUGCGUGCGGCCAGUCUAACUCAAGACUGCAGGGAGGCAGCUCUAUUAGUAAUCUUGAGAGGUUCAGUGCUAGAGAUGAUUUGCAAGUGUCUUCCCUGAGCAGCACUGAGCCAAUCCCAUCAACACCUGGGCCUUCAGGAUCUGUUUUAUGCCGUGCUAUGCCACUGAAUAUGCUCCUCACUGGUGGAUUAGAUGUUCAAAUGUUCCUAAGAAAUAUAGGAAGUGGACAACAGGAUCAUUCUCUCUUCGGCGACUCACAUAACUGGGAGGUGCCAUUUGUGCAGGGUUUUUUGAUGGCCCAAAACCGUACAGGUUUGCACCCUGCACUUGUGAACAAUAAUGUCCUUGUAGACCUAUCUAUUGCUGGUACUGCAGGGAUUAAUAACUUGACUAGGGAAUCACCACACAUGCAUAACUUUGGAUGUCCAAGUGCUUCAUCAUCGAUUCCCCUUACUGCUGGCAGUUCUAGGGGACCAAAUCGACGCUAUGCCUCACGCUCUGUACCUGGGGUUGGGAGUUUGCUCCUAGGUCCUCAAAUUGACGAAGAUGGAGCUCAUGCUGCUUCACUAGGUGCUGGUUCAGAAAUCACUGCGUCAAUGCUUGCUCCUGGUACUGAAUUGCCUUGUACAGUGAAGCUCAGAAUAUGGUGGCAUGAUAUCAAGGAACCAUGUGUUCCUUUAGAACCUGAGGCAUGCCGUCUGACGAUUUCUCAUGCCGUUCUUUGCAGUGAAAUGGGUGCCCAUUUUUCCCCAUGUGGACGAUUUCUGGUAGCUUGCGUUGCAUGUUUGUUGCCUCAAACAGAAGGCGACCAUGGUAGCCAAUUGCCUGUGCCUUAUGAAGGGGCUGGAUCAUCACCAACUCGUCACCCGCUUCCCUCUCACCGAGUUAUUUAUGAGCUUCGGGUUUAUUCGCUUGAGGAGGAGACAUUUGGGGAUAUUCUUGCUUCCAGAGCAAUAAGGGCAGCACAUUGCUUAACUUCCAUUCAGUUCUCACCUACAUCCGAACACAUACUUUUGGCAUAUGGUCGUCGUCAUAGCUCGCUCCUUAGGAGCAUAGUCGUGGAAGGAGAAAAUGGGAUUCCUGUAUAUACUAUUUUGGAGGUAUAUAGAGUUUCAGAUAUGGAGCUUGUGAGAGUGCUUCCUAGCACUGAAGAUGAAGUCAAUGUUGGAUGCUUUCAUCCUUCACCAGGAGGUGGCCUUGUUUAUGGGACUAAGGAAGGGAAGCUCAGGAUCCUUCAACACAAUGGCGCAGACAUGACAAACAUGGGGGUGGGUUGCUUCAUUGAGGAAAAUAUGGUUGAGAUGGGCAGCUUCAGCUUACUGGGCUAG